Molecule: messenger RNA, 261 nt
Organism: Emericellopsis atlantica
Lineage: Eukaryota; Fungi; Ascomycota; Sordariomycetes; Hypocreales; Bionectriaceae
Product: ankyrin repeat-containing domain protein
Exons: 1
Coding region: 1-261 (86 amino acids)
Biological process (GO): regulation of apoptotic process
Cellular component (GO): nucleus
Molecular function (GO): protein binding
Source: RefSeq, a predicted model, not a curated record
AUGGCGAGGCUGCUGAUUGAGAGCGGCGCCAAUUUUGAGGCAAAGAACGAUAGGGGCGCCACACCGCUCUUUUUAGCUGCGGGUAGUGGGCACGAGGCCAUGGCGAGGCUGCUGAUCGAGAAAGGCGCUGAUCUCGAGGCAAAGGGCGAAAAUGGCGUUACACCGCUACGAAGCGCUGUGAAAAAUGGGCAUAAGGCUGUGGCUAAGCUCCUUGUUGAAAAAGGUGCUAGAAAAGGAUUACGGGACCGCCUCUUUAUGUAA